AUGCAUAACAGAAACAAAACUAGCAAGUCUUAAAUGCAACCUUUAAUUUAAAUGACUAUUGAUCUAGGAAAUAAUAAAUAUGAUAGGAUUGCUCUUUAUAGAGAUACUGAUCCAUAUUUAGAAGCCAAACAAUUUGUUUAAAGAAAUCAUCUUGCCUAAUAAAUGGUUUAAGUCAUUUCUAAUAGUAUUAUUAAAUAAAUGAAAGCCUAUGAUGAAAUUAUGAUGAUAACGUAUGUAAUUUAAUCAAUAAUUAAAGGACACUCAAACAGAAACUAAUUAUUUGCGUAAUUUAAAAUCAAAUCAUGAUGAAUUAUAAGCUAAACAAAAAACUCCAAGUCCAAAAAGAUUUAAUCCAAGUCCCAAAUAGAUACAUAAAUAAAAUCUAUCAAGAAGUCCAUCUAAUAUCUCUUUACAUGAUGAAUUACCUACAGAUAAAGUUGUAGUGAAGAAACUAUUCUAAAUUUUAGAUUCUGAUUAAGAUGGAUUAAUAUCAGCCAAUAAAGUGAAUUAUAAUAAAUUACCAAUCUAGUUAAAGAAUAGAGUACGUAAUCAAUAUAAUAUAGAUUACUAUUCAUUUGGAAUAAUCCUUAAUCCCAUUUGAAUUUGAAGAAUUAUAUGAAAAAUUGAAAAAUGAUCCAUAAGAGGAAUAUUUUAUAACUUUAAAAUUGAUAAGUUAAAUUUUAGAUAUUCCAAAGAUUAAAGUACUAAUAUGA
Messenger RNA from Paramecium pentaurelia, 713 nucleotides. The record is from the annotation of a GenBank genome assembly. NCBI's taxonomy places the organism in Eukaryota, Ciliophora, Oligohymenophorea, Peniculida, Parameciidae.